CUCUCUCGUCCUCGUGCUGGUUGCAGCGCUCACUCUCCUCCCGCUCUUUCGAUCCGCUCACGAAUUUCUGUUGGGCGCUUGCUGCCGAUUUGGUUGGUUAAUAUCCACCAGGACGGGAAAUUUCAUCGGCUCUCGCCAAUAAAUCCAUCAGUGUCCGUUUUCAACCAGCCGACUCCUUCUCGGCUAUCAUCCAUCCGUCACACAUUAGCACCGGUCACUGGAUAACCAUCACCUUUCUCGCACAGCUGUUGAUCCGCAACAGGCGGUGAGACACGAAUAUAUAAGAUGGCGAUGUCGGGAGAUAUCCAGCAGCAGCACCAUUAUUCGACAUCGUCGGUCAACAGCAGCAGCAGCCGCCACCAGCAAUCGUGGAGCCAACAACAUUAUUCCGGAUAUGAUAACGAUGAAGUCGAAGUCGAAGAAGAUCACGGAGCACAACUUCAUCAGCCGUUAUACCCCGCCUCUGAAUGGGAUCAAAAGCUAGAUCGGAUGCUGGAUGAGCUCCAGCUGAGUAUCUCGCCGCAGAGGAAAGCUGGGACUUCUGCGAGCAGGAUCGAAGGAAGUGCUGGGAGUGUGGGAGCCAAAGACACGUCAUCUUCUUAUUCCGUUACUUCCGGGUCUCAUCACCAAUCGUCGAGGCAAACUGUGAGCUCCAGCAACACGAGUCAGCAUCAAGAACAUCACCGGACGACACCAUCCAGUGCCCGUCGGGUGUUUGACACUUCAUCCAUUGCGUCCAAUCAUUCCCUGGAUCAAGGGGCCAGUCCUGCUUCCAUCAGAGCCGCCAGGUCCCAGUCGCCGGAGCAACACAUUCCUCAGACGGGAUCGUACAACGACGGACUGUUCGGCAAAGCUUUGUCGAGAGGUGGCAGCAUCAGCAGCGUUCGAUCGCAGAGUUCCCAGCAGCAACGUGAAUACCGCGAGUAUCACUCGUCCAACCAAACUCACGGCGGCGGAACUGUCCUUGUGGGAAUGCCUUCGUCCACGUCAGUCGACGACGGACGAUCCGACGAUGACUUUCAAGGAGCCACAACCUCCGUUUCGGAUAGAGCUAAAGCUUGGAGUAGUCGAGGUGUGGCUUAUAACUUUGCGUCGGAAUCCACCAGCACUAGCAAGAUCGGCGGUACCGGAGUCGAUGGCGAGGUGGAAACGGUCGUCAAAAAGAGCCAACUCGUGAAAACGUCUUCCAAUGGUCAACAACCGUUGGGAUAUGGGGCGGAUGAAAUCGAUUCGGCACUUCAAGAUUUGAUGAUUGUGAGCAAAAUGGCCACUAGAUCAACCCAGCAGCAGGCUCCAGUGUUGGAUAACAGAGAAAAGCAAUCCGCCCGGACGAUGGUCCAAUCGCAUACGCAUCAAUCUCAACACGUCCAAUCAUCUGGCGCUUCUGCCCCGGUAGUGAUGCAGUCUGGAACUGUUGGAAGUAACAGUUUCAGCUCUAGCAGCAGUCGACAACAGUUUUACAGUUACAGUAGCAGCAGCAAAGCUGCCACCUCCGAAUCCGCCGAAAUGCCGAUCCAGUCAACGGGGGCCGAUAAUCGAAUGCAAUCCAUGUCAAUCAGCUCGUCUAGUUUAGCGUCUGCCACUCACCAUCAUCACGUCAUUGAUUACACAAGGAUCAAUCAAAGGCAGAUGAGGGCCGCCGGAAUUCAUUCACUCUCGCAACAGCAGCUCAAUAGCCCCAUCUGUAAUUUUCCGGAUCACGAAGAUUAUCCAAUGUACAAUCUUCGGAUUAUUCCCGAAUCAUCGGGGCUCUUGUGUAAUGUUGCAAAGCAUCCACAACCCAUGUGCAAUUUAGAGCGCCACCCCAAUUUCCCUUUGUACGCAGCAUCACCUCCGUGUCCAGCAGGAUCGCAGGAAACAACUCCCGUUUGCAACAUCAAAGUUCAUCCGGCCAUUUUAUGCAACUAUCCCCAUCAUCCGGAUUACCCCAAUUUCGCCACUGGCUGCCCCCCGGCGGACAAAGAGUCGAUCUGCAACGUUCCCUCGCAUCCGGAAUUGUUGUGCAACUUGCCCAAACACAGCGAUUAUCCGAAACACGCCUCCCGCUGUCCUCCGCCCGAGAUCGAGCCCAUCUGCAACAUUGACCUCCCGAAGGGGCAUCCGCGCGUCAUUUGCAAUUUCAUCCGACAUCCGCACUAUCCGAAAUAUUGCAACCCCAAGGCAACUGGACAACAACCCAACACUGUCUGCAACGUACCCGGACAUGUGCUGGAUAAAUGUAACAUCCCCGAACAUCCGGAUUUUCCGGACUUCAAGGCAAAGAAACCGCCAGUGCAAAUCGAAGGCAAUAUUAACACUCCGACACCAAAUGACGAUUUACCAUUGUGCACGGUUCCUGGACAUCCAAUGCUGCUCUGCAAUGUCCGUGUACAUCCAGAUUAUCCAAAGUUUACUCAUCCGGAAUUGCCUGAAUUCUCUGAGGCUGUUGCUGGAUUGGUUUGCACAAUCCCCAGCCAUCAACACGGCCGAAGUCCUAUGCCUUCUAAGUGUAACAUACCUGGACAUCCAGGAUAUCCAGAUUAUAUGUCACUGACUGAACCUCAAACUGAGCCGUUCUGUGACGUUCCCGGUCAUCCUUUUGGAUUGUGCAACAUCCAGACGCAUCCGCAAUAUCCGGAAUUGAUGGGCCCAGAGGAUCGAGACGCCGCUCCUUAUUGUUUCAUCCCUUCACAUCCUGAACUGCUCUGUUCAAUUGAAACUCACCCCGACUACCCGGGUUACAUGACUGAAGCUGAAAUGCCUUCAGAGCCCAUCUGUAAUGUUCCUCGACACCCGGCUGUAAGGAGAAAUCCGCCGAUUCCAAAUCUGCAGGAUCCUUUUGCCAGUCCUUAUGCUAUACCCACUACCAUUAAACCUAAAAUGUACCAACGAGGGAUCGGUGGUUCUCCUCUGCCGACAAUCAGACGCCCAGAAAUGGAUCCUGGCCUCCAAUCGCCUCCCAAGAAACUGGACGACUUGAUGGAUACGUUCAACGGUGGCCCCUACCAGCCAUUCACGUCGACGCCUCGUGUGGCAGCCGAUCCCACGGCAUUUUCUGCUCCAAUUCACGAAACGAAUGGAACAACUUUGGUUCCCAAGGAACCUUUAUUCGCUGAAACACCCAAGAGACCUGCCACUAACGGUACCAACGGACCUCCCGUUUAUUAUCCACCAGAAACCAACGACAUGUUCACGAAAACACCUCCUGAUGCCCCACUCCUAAUGCAACAAUCGCAUUCGAUGUCUAUGGGAGGUGGAGGCAAAGGCAAAAUGAAGUAUUCUGCCAAAUAUUCUGCUGGCGGCUCUGAAUCGGAUACCAAAUUUAAGGCAGGUGCUGGUGGUGCCGCCGUCAUUCCCAUUUGCCUUCCCGUCUGCUGUGCUAUGCCCUGUGUCAUUAUGUAAACAAUUAAAAGACCGACUAAAACAGAUUAAAUUUAACACCAAUAAUAAUGAAAUCUCCGGAAAAAAUAUUUGGCAGUAACAUGGCAAAGAAGUUCCUCGACAGUUUAUGUAACUUUUUAAGGGAUUCCAUAGUGAUGGUCUACAUUAGCCAGUAUCCGAAUAAUUUGCAGAGGGAACGUUGCAGAUCGACUCUUCAGUAUCCGAAUUUAUUCAUCGGAUUUGUGCUGAUUUUAAGCUAAUAGACAUACACAGGGAAUUGUUCUUUUGGCCUAUACAUUGAUUGAAACAUCGUUUGUGACGUUUAGGUGGCUUUUAAGAAGUAGAAAUGAAGAAAUAAAGAUAAUGUAUGAAAUAAUGAUGAAGCAUAUGAUUAUUGAUGUAACCUAAUAAAUAUCUAUUAAUUA
Messenger RNA from Daphnia pulicaria, 3785 nucleotides. RefSeq lists its product as uncharacterized. The record is from RefSeq and is a predicted model, not a curated record. The coding region runs from base 286 to 3381 and encodes 1031 amino acids. The transcript has 10 exons. NCBI's taxonomy places the organism in Eukaryota, Metazoa, Arthropoda, Branchiopoda, Diplostraca, Daphniidae.